This is a messenger RNA of Rhododendron vialii, 812 nucleotides long. Its product is annotated as FCS-Like Zinc finger 5-like. The coding region runs from base 200 to 640 and encodes 146 amino acids. The record is from RefSeq and is a predicted model, not a curated record. The transcript has 2 exons. Lineage: Eukaryota; Viridiplantae; Streptophyta; Magnoliopsida; Ericales; Ericaceae.
AGCUGGCAAAUCAAAAAAAUAUGCGCUCUCAGCCUCCCCUGACUUUGUUUAUCUUCACUCCCCACCUUCCAUUUUCACUGCCCCUUGGCCCCCCACCACCCUCUCCUCUUCUUCUUUCUCUCUCUCUCUCUAAAAACACAGACACAUACAUCCACGGAGAUUUGAGCACAUACAGUUCCCCCCCUUUCUCUCUCUUAAAAUGUUGCUGGGAAAGCGUGGGAGGGGUCCGAUGAAGAGGACCACGAGCAUGACCGGAAUCAACGUGGAUCUUGCCGACGAGGAGCCGUCUGAUUCUGUGAUGAACGAGUUGGUGGAAACGGCGUCGCCUAGCCGGCGUGACCGUAAGAGGAGUUCAGGUGGCGAAGGUGAUAAUUCCAUGGUUGUAGAGACGGCGCCGUUUUUGAGGACGUGUGGACUCUGUAACAGCAGUUUGAGGCCUAGCCGGGACAUCUUCAUGUAUAGGGGGGAUACGGCAUUUUGCAGUCUAGAGUGCAGGGAACAACAGAUCAAGCAUGACGAGAGAAAUGAGAAGUGCUCCGUCGCAGCUAAUCCAAUGAAAGACGGAAAUCACCACCACCACCGCCACCGCUCGGCACCGGCCACUGCCACCGCCACCGCAACCACCACCUCUCAAGCAUAAAACCUAGUGACAUGGACGUUGAGUGCUGCUAUAUAUAUAGCGCCUUAACAAUUUGAAGAACCAUACUAUAGUCAGCAGCAUAACCAAAGUUUCUGGUGGUUGGUGAUGUUAAAUGUUGAGAAAUGAUAUUCGGACUUUACCUUAUUAUUAUAAAAUAUAAAAUGUAUGCUAA